Messenger RNA from Plectropomus leopardus (leopard coralgrouper), 1624 nucleotides. The record is from RefSeq and is a predicted model, not a curated record. NCBI's taxonomy places the organism in Eukaryota, Metazoa, Chordata, Actinopteri, Perciformes, Serranidae.
UGACCCUAAUUUCCCCUCCGUGUCCGUCCAACAGAGACAUGGAGACGGUGCUGCGAGAAGACCGUGAGGCCUUGAGGAGCAUGCAGAAACACCAGCCACGCUUCACUGAGGACCAGAAGAGGGAGCUGAGCCAGGUGCAUCCCUGGAUCCGCACAGGACGGCUGCCGCGAGCCAUCAACAUCUCUGGCUGCACAGGCUGUAAGUCUCACCCAUCUGUCCCGACCGCCGCGCCGUUCGACGUGGAGAUCCACGAGAUGGAGCUGUGCAGCGUGCUGAAAGCCGGCAAGGGGAAGGAGAACUUGUUAGAGACGGCCAUGGACGAAGCUCACCCAGAGGACGACGAGGAGGAGACGGAGGAGAAAGAAACCGAAACACAAGACGCCAACCAAGACAUGACGGCGGAGGAGCCGUGCGAAACCUCCGAGGACGUGAAGGAAAAGUCUCACAUGACUCACUAAACCGGCGGCCAAAGACGAAAAACACUCUGAUGACAGUUUCUCGCUGACAUGCGGAGAAAUGUGCACCUUCCAGGACUUCCUGUGCCCGAAACAGUCGUUAAAAUGGGACGUUAAAAAAGGUGCAUAUUGAUCGAGACAACUUCCAUUCGACAGGUCAGGCGGGACGCUUGUCCACUGUCCGUGAAGUCUGACUUUUGACGCCCAGGCGUGUUGCAUUCUGCACAUCGAAACGCCUCGGAAACCACACGGGACGCGCACGCUCGGGUUUUUAGAGCGUGGGUUCCUGGUUCUCGUAGUCGUCGGCGUAUUUAUUUAAAAGUUGUAAGAUAAUCAGAGCGGACGAUGGUGAAUGUGUUACGAAGAAAAAAACAAAACAAAAAAGCGGCGCCUUUCACGUAAAGAUGGGUGUGCUUCACCACAGUGUCCUCCUCGACGUUUUCCCGCGGAGGAAAAAAAAAGGGAGUUUUAUCUUGAAUGUUUUACAGGUUGUUUUGGGGGAUUCCUCUCUUCAUCAAUUGUAAAAAGUUUGCCCACCACGAAUAAACGAAAAAAGCACCCUAAAAUGAUCAAUGAGAACCAGGUUAUUUUCUAAAUAAUGUGUAUAUUUUUAUAUUUCCGCCCACUGCAAAUAGAGAGGAUAAAUGCCCAAAAGAGUGUCCACUGUAAAAAGUGGGAAAAAAUGUGAAAAAGCAGGAUUAAAAGCUGAAAAAACAAUCGCUUUGAGAAGCUUUUGGUGACACUAACCUUCAGUCGAGGGGUGUACAGGUAACCGUGGCAAUCACCGGGAGACUUAAAGCGGCGUCUCCUCGGCCGGGCAUUAGUUUGUGCAUCGGUGUGGUCUCCCCACAGCGAAAAAUCUCACAAACAUCACUUACAGUAUUUCCUAAAAGCACCUUAAGGAGCCGAAACUCUGAGCUCUGCGUGCUCGCGAAGUGGAUUUUGAAAGAGGUCGGACGAAACUCUCUAAACAGUCUGGAGAGAUUUUUUUGGGGAGUGUUGACUAUCUUUUCCUCUCUGUCCCUUUGGCUCUUUCUUCCUUCUCUGUGGCACUGUUCUGGUCAUGUGAUAUCCUAUGCUUUAUGGCGUCAGUGGUGUCUGCAACAGUUUCUAAAUAUUUUUGUGAAAAUUCUUUGUACAAAAAAAGACAAUAAAAUGACUUGAAAAGC